This is a messenger RNA of Drosophila elegans, 930 nucleotides long. RefSeq lists its product as uncharacterized. The record is from RefSeq and is a predicted model, not a curated record. Gene Ontology annotation, cellular component: transcription regulator complex; nucleus. Gene Ontology annotation, biological process: regulation of transcription by RNA polymerase II. The transcript is spliced from 2 exons. Bases 124 to 870 code for a protein of 248 amino acids. Lineage: Eukaryota; Metazoa; Arthropoda; Insecta; Diptera; Drosophilidae.
CAACGAUUUAAAUAUUCAAUAAUAAAUUAACUUAAAACUUGUAAAACUGUAAAUAUCUAUAAAUGCGUUGAAUCAAAGUGGACAGCCCGGGUAAUAUCGAACCAAAAGCAGCGUGGCCUAGAGAUGGAACUAGAGGAUGUGAAAAUGGACAGGAGUCAUCUCCUGCGCGAGAUUGCCAGUCGGCCUGCCAUUUGGGACACUCGCAUUAACAUCGCCUUCCGCCGCGAUCAAAUCCGCUCCGAAUGGAACGACGUGGCCAGUGCGAUGCAGUGCAGCGUCGAUGUUUGCAAGCGCAAGUGGAAGGGUCUGCGGGGCAACUAUCGCAGCUUGCUGCGCCGCGUGGGCAAAUGCAAUUGGCAGUACUUCCACGAGAUGGAGUUCAUGCGGGGUGUCUUCGUGGAGCCGCAAAAAGGUGCGCAUGCGCAGGAGUUGCAACCGCAGGAGUUGCAGCCGCAGGAGUUGCAACCGCAGGAGUUGCAUCCGCAGGAGUUGCAACCGCAGGAGUUGCAGUCGCAGGAGGUGCAGGUGCCGGAGCAGAAGGUGCAGGUGCAGGAGGUGCCGGAGCAGAAGGGGCAGGCGCAGGAGGAGCAUGUGUCCCCGCAGAACCAUCCAACGAAUUCCGAAGGAGGUCUGGUUUUUGAGAUGAAGGAGACACUCUUCUAUGUACCGGAACAUGUAAGACCCGGACUCGAUCUCGACGAGGAGCUGGCCAUGCGAUGGGACUGGAAUCCAUGGAUGUGGCACCUAGACACCAAUCUAUUCCUGCCCCUGGAUCCAACUCUUUAUCCCACAGCGCCGAAGACGGUUUAUCGGAAAAUAAUCAGCACAUAUAGAAAGGCAAAUGGUCAAGUAGUCUUUUUGGUGAAGUAAUUUUUUGGCAAAUUGCACCACUUAUAUAUUUUAUAAUAAAUAACACGUUCUUAGAACAUG